Messenger RNA from Oryzias melastigma (Indian medaka), 3276 nucleotides. RefSeq lists its product as uncharacterized. The record is from RefSeq and is a predicted model, not a curated record. Bases 916 to 2985 code for a protein of 689 amino acids. Gene Ontology annotation, molecular function: metal ion binding. NCBI's taxonomy places the organism in Eukaryota, Metazoa, Chordata, Actinopteri, Beloniformes, Adrianichthyidae. Gene Ontology annotation, biological process: Notch signaling pathway; protein ubiquitination. The transcript has 14 exons.
GGGACCACUGCUCUAAGAAACAUUUCUUCUGUCUUAAUGUCCCCAUCUGCUGCUGCAGCUGUCACAGUGUCUUUAUUCUUGUGUUCAUAUCCUUGUGCACAUAUUUGCAAAAAAUAUAGAUAUAUAUUUUUGCUUAUUUAGGGCAUUCAGAUGUUCUCAAUUUUUAUUUAAAAUUCGCUCCUCCGCUCAGACGUGUUGAAAACAAAGUACAUCACAGACAACUUUCACUUUCACUUACGAGAAAAAGGUAAGAGCUCCACGACGGAUUGGAAAUCCUUUCAGAUUUACUUUAUUCACCGAUAAACUGUGAUUUAAGGCAAAAAAUGUCUUAAAGCUUUGGUUUAAUUUGGUGUUAAAAAAGAAACAAAACUUUGAUUUGGUAAAGAGUAAGUUUUAUUUCUGUGAUGUUGUCUUUUGUUAUGUGGCUCAGACGGGUUCAUAUAUUUAAAUAAACAUGUUUAAUUUUAAGUGACUGUUGUUUGAAAGAUUUUCGUUUUAUUUUGAAAGAAGUGCAGAAAAAUGUGAACAAACAGAGAGAACCCUACAGCAGACGACAAUUCAGCAGGUUCUCCAUCUAAUACUGAACUCUCGGCUACAGACAUUUUUCAGAAAUUAUCUGGUGAAAAAUUCUAUCUUCAAGGUUUUCAAGUUGUCACUGUAGAGUCAGUCAUUCAGGACUCACCAAAGCUGAACCCUCAAACAGCAGAUGAUGAUUCCAUGACGUCUCAGGUGUAUGUCCUGAAAAGCUACACAUGCACUAUCAUACUUUAGUUUCUGCUUAAAUAAUCAUUAAACAUUCUGGUGUUUUUUCAGAUAUUAUCAAACAGCUGCACUUCUGUUCAGACAAGCCAGAGAGACAACGUUAAUUAAAGAGCUUCAACAUCUUCAGAUUUCACCAAAGGAAAUAAAGAAAAAAUGUGGACAAACAGAGAAGCAGCUAAAGCAGAUCAGACAAAAAGAAAAGCACAUGAAGCAUAUCACAUUCCAGCAUUUUCUCUGUCUAACGCUGAACUUUUGAAUAAAGCAGAAAAAGAUGAAGCAACAAUAACUUUGGUGUUGAAGUGGUCCAAACAACCUGAAAAACAACAAAAAUCUCUAGAGAAAUCUCUACAAUCUUGGCUCAACAAAAACAGAAACAAAGAGUUAUGCUGUUCAGUAGACAAAAUCCUUAAAGGCAAGAAUGCUCUGAUAAGGAUUUCACCCCCUCCAGGUUUGGAGAUUGUUCUGAAAUUAUCUGGUGAAAUUCUGACUCUUAGAGACGGUUCAACAGUCACUGUAGAGUCAGUCAUUCUGGACUCAUCAAAGCUGAACCCUCAGACAGCAGAUGAUGGUUCCACCACUUCUACUGCAUCUACAACUGAUAUAUUAUCAAACAGCUGGACUUCUGUCCAAACCAGUCAGAGAGACAAAGUUUAUCACAGAGCUGCAACAUCUUCAGAUUUCAGCAAAGGAACCAAAGAAAAAAUGUGGACAAACAGAGAAGCAGCUAAAGCAGAUCACAUUCCAGCAUUUUCUCUGUCUAACACUGAACUCUCGGAUAGAACAGAAAAAGCUGAAGCACCGAUAACUUUGGUGUUAAAGUGGUCCAAUCAACCUAGAAAACCAAGAACAUAUCUGGAGAUAUCUCUACAAUCGUGGUUCAACAAAAGAGAAAAAAGCAUAAACUGUUCAGUGGUCAGAAUCCUUGAAGACAAGAAUGCUCUGUUGAAGAUUGAACCCGUUCCAGUUGCAGAGAUUGUUCUGAAAUUAUCUGGUGAAAAAUUGACUCUUCAAGAUGGUACAACAGUCACUGUAGAGUCAGUCAUUCUAAACUCACUAAAGCUGAGGACUCAGACAACAGAUGAUGCUUUCAGGACUUCUACUCCAUCUUCAUCAGAUGAUAAAACAGCAAAAGAUGAAGCACCAAUAACUCUGAUGUUAACGUGGUCCAAUCAACAUAGAAACCAGCAAACAUAUCUGGAGAAAUCUCUACAAUCUUGGUUCAGCAGAAGAAGACAAGGAUUAAGAUGUGAUGUAAUCAGGAUACUUGAAGACAAGAAUGCUCUGAUCAAGAUUGAACCAUCUCCAGCUGUGGAGAUUCUUCAGAAAUUAUGUGAUGAAAUUCUGACUCUGGGAGAUGAUUCAACAGUCACCAUAGAGUCAGUUGUUCUUGGCUACCUAAAACCAAAUCCUCAGACAGCACAUUAUGCUUCUACCACUUCUACUCCAUCUACAUCUGAUGUUUCAGGAAAGAGGGGAAGCCGGAAUUAUCUAAAUCCUGCAGCAGAAAUCUCUCCAGUCCGAGGUCUACUUCAUCUUGACCAGAAAAGCUUCACAUAUUACCCAAACUACUCGCAGCUUCGAGGACUCCCUCGUUUAAGGGAUUGGUCAGGGAUGCAUAAGUCAGAAAAGAGAUCAACCACUGAAGGAGGAGCCACAGGAGGAGACAGCCCAGAGGAAAACUGUCCCAUCUGUUUGUCUCCAUUUACUGAUAAGGAAAGUCUGAGCUGCAAACAUGAGUUUUGUAAGUUAUGUCUGCAGCAAGCAGAGAAGAGCAGUGGACCCAUCUGUCCUGUCUGCAGAAAAGUCUUUGGUAUCAUUCAGGGAGAUCAGCCGGAUGGAACCAUGACGUGGAUGAAGAGUUCUGGUCCAGUUCCUGGUUUCUCACACUGUGGAACCAUCACCAUCACCUACAGUAUUCCAAGUGGAAGACAGACGGAAAAACAUCCCAAACCUGGACACUUCUAUACUGGUACAAGUAGAACAGCAUAUCUUCCAGACAACAAAGAGGGUAAUGAAGUUCUGAUGCUGUUGAAGAAAGCCUUUGAUCAGAAGCUGAUCUUCACCAUCGGGGCUUCAAGAACUACUGGCUGUGAAGACCAGGUGACCUGGAAUGACAUUCAUCAUAAAACAAACUUGUAUGGAGGACCAGGCAGUUAUGGAUAUCCUGACCCGAACUACCUGAGCAGAGUGAGGGAGCAGCUAAAGGCCAAAGGCAUUGAGUGAACAUGACGCCAGGAGAUUUCAUCAUUAAAUCAGAGCCAAACAGAAUGAUUAAAGAAUUCUAACUAACAAAAAAGGAAUUAACUUUCAAAAAUGAACAGAAAACAAUUGUUUUUUUGUGAUUUAAGGAAUUAUCUAAGACCAUUUUUUUAAGCUGCAAAUGGUUCCAAUAUUAGCAGGCACAACCUCGAAGGAAUAAAAAAUUGCGAUUUGUUUGCUUUCCUUUUUGUGAUUGUAAGAUUGUGUCAAGAAUGAUCUUUAAAUUAAAUUAGAUUCUGAGUUUAUAAACCUUCA